This is a messenger RNA of Danaus chrysippus (African queen), 564 nucleotides long. NCBI's taxonomy places the organism in Eukaryota, Metazoa, Arthropoda, Insecta, Lepidoptera, Nymphalidae. The record is from the annotation of a GenBank genome assembly.
UUGGACGAUCAGUUGGACGAUCAGUUGGUCGACCAGUUGGACGAUCAGUUGGUCGAUCAGUUGGUCGAUCAGUUGGACGAUCAGUUGGACGAUCAGUUGGUCGAUCAGUUGGUCGAUCAGUUGGUCGAUCAGUUGGACGAUCAGUUGGACGAUCAGUUGGACGAUCAGUUGGUCGAUCAGUUGGUCGAUCAGUUGGUCGAUCAGUUGGUCGAUCAGUUGGACGAUCAGUUGGUCGAUCAGUUGGUCGAUCAGUUGGUCGAUCAGUUGGUCGAUCAGUUGGUCGAUCAGUUGGACGAUCAGUUGGUCGAUCAGUUGGUCGAUCAGUUGGUCGAUCAGUUGGACGAUCAGUUGGACGAUCAGUUGGUCGAUCAGUUGGUCGAUCAGUUGGACGAUCAGUUGGACGAUCAGUUGGUCGAUCAGUUGGUCGAUCAGUUGGUCGAUCAGUUGGACGAUCAGUUGGUCGAUCAGUUGGACGAUCAGUUGGUCGACCAGUUGGACGAUCAGUUGGUUGAUCAGUUGGUCGAUCAGUUGGACGAUCAGUUGCCCAACCAGUUGCUCGACUAG